CCCUAAUUUAUUCCACUACUUUUUUUUUUGUCAUAUUGAUUGUAACUCUUCCACUUUUCCAUUCCUAUAUAUAAACUAAAUUUAGCCAUGAUUCAAAAUUACACGGAAAGAGGUUUUUGUUAGAUAUAUAUGAUUGUCAACAACUUUAAAAUUUUAAAAAUAAGAUAAACAAAACAUGGCAUCUGAGUGUAUUCCUAGGUCAAGUAGGUGGUUCUCAAAUGUUGGACUACGAAUAAGCCUCCACAAAAAGAAGUCCAAGGGUAGCACAUCGGCCUCCUCAUCGAGUUCCUCAGGCUCCCCUCGAUCCCCUUUACCCCCUCCGUCCAUCCCUUUUGGCCCUACGGGGAGGAGUAGGGAAGAGGAGCUUAGGGAAGUCUUUAGACAUUUCGAUAUGGAUAACGAUGGAAUGAUCACGGCUCUUGAGCUCCGGAGAUACUUUAACUCCAUAGGGGAGAUCAUCACAGAGGAAGAGGCCCAAGAGGUUAUUGAUGAGCUUGACUCAGACAACGAUGGUAUGCUCGAGUUUAAGGAUUUUGUUAAGCUCAUGGAUAGUAAGGAGGGUGCGGAUGAAGACAUGAAGAAGGUGUUUGAGAUGUUCGAGCACGAAAAGGGAUCCGGUAGGAUCACUCCUAGAGGGCUUCAAAGAGCUUUGAAUCGCCUAGGGGAUUCUAAGUCUUUUAAGGAGUGUGCGUCCAUGAUUAGGGUGUAUGAUACCGAUGGUGAUGGAGAGCUUGAUUUUAAUGACUUUCAUCAAAUGAUGGCUGUAUAAAUUUUCUUGCUCGUUGUAUUAAAUAAUAUGAUAAUUCUUUUUGGUUUUAGCUGUCAUA
Chenopodium quinoa (quinoa) is the source of this 827-nucleotide messenger RNA. Its product is annotated as probable calcium-binding protein CML41. Gene Ontology annotation, molecular function: calcium ion binding. Bases 176 to 769 code for a protein of 197 amino acids. The record is from RefSeq and is a predicted model, not a curated record. The transcript has a single exon. Lineage: Eukaryota; Viridiplantae; Streptophyta; Magnoliopsida; Caryophyllales; Amaranthaceae.